AUGAAGUACACCAUCCUCACCCUCCUCACCAUCUUAGCCAGCACCCUCGCUGCACCCAUCGCUAUCCCCGAGGACUACGGGAGUUAUGGUGAUUACCCCGAGCCAGCGGGGGGUUACGGCGAGUACCCCGCUGUGACGCCUGCGGCUCCUGCUGGGGGUUAUGGUGAUUAUCCGACUCCGGCGGGAGGUUAUGGGGAGUAUCCUGCGCCGGCUGGGGGGUAUGAUGGUUAUUAG
This is a messenger RNA of Hymenoscyphus albidus, 234 nucleotides long. The record is from the annotation of a GenBank genome assembly. NCBI's taxonomy places the organism in Eukaryota, Fungi, Ascomycota, Leotiomycetes, Helotiales, Helotiaceae.